GCCCGGGCUUAGUAAAGUUAGGUCGUAGAAAUCAAAUUUUCUUGCACAGAUAUUUGCUAAACAGUUUUGUACGAUAUUUAUUGAAAUGUCUCAUAAUACCUUAAAAUCCAUGGGACAUGGAUAUUGUGAAGCUAUUUUUUCAACUUCGUCGAUUAAUUCUGACAAGGAGAACACCGUUCCCGCGAUGAGAACAAGGAAAAAUGUAUGUUCUUCCUUAUCCAAUGAACCAUCUGUUUCAACCAGAAAUCAAAAUAUAAGUAAGAAAACACAAUGUCCCAUACAAAAAGCACAGUUAAAACAUGAAAUAACAGAUAUCAUAGGAUGUUCAAAUAAGUUAUCUAAUAUGGAACUAUCCUGUCUUAAAUCUAUUAAUCCAGCAAAGGAAGAAAAUUUGGUUAACAAUAAUAUUGUAUCCAAUGAAAAAUUGAAGACACCUGUCAGAACAAAACAUACAAGUGGUUUGCUCAGUGACAAGACAUCGGUUGUACAAUUUUGUACACCUAAACAUUUGAAGACAAUAAAUACACCUAAUACUAGUACAAAAUUUAAUAUUUUACCUACUACAAGAACACCCAUCAAGCGUUACUUUAGUGAUCAAGCUUUAUCACAAAGUACACCUGACUGUUUCAACAUAGUUCACAUGGAAACACCAUGCUGUAAAAUUGAUGAUAUAGUGGCAGGGGAGCAAACAAUGUACGAAGGUGAAAGCAGUAACCUCACAGUAGGAAUACGGAUUAGGCCUUUGAAUUCCAAGGAAAUGAAUGACUCGAAAAUUACAUCAGUUGUACGAGGAAAUGGCCAGAAUGUUAUAGUGGAAUGUGAAUCAGCACAGCACACUUUUACAUAUGACCAUUGUUUUGUUUCUUAUCAUGAUCCACAUACACCUGGUCAUGCUAGUCAGGAAGUUGUGUUUCACAAUAUGGUAUUACCUUUAGUGCAAAAUGCUUUUGAAGGUUACAACGUUUGUUUAUUCGCUUACGGACAGACGGGAUCUGGAAAAAGCUAUAGUUUAAUGGGUACAGAAUUGACGCAGAUCGGCACGAUGCCAUUUGAAGAGAAAGUUGGUAUCAUACCGAGAUUCUGUCAAGAAAUAUUGAUACGAGCGCGUAAUAACUUGCAAAUUGAGACCACUGUAGAGAUAAGUUAUUUUGAGAUAUACAAUGAAAAGAUACACGACCUAUUAGCAAGCACAAGUAGUGGGUCGAAAAAAGCUCCUCUUAAAGUGAGGGAGCAUCCUGUUUUCGGACCUUAUGUCGUAGAUUUGAGCCAACAUUGUGUACAAAAUUAUAAAGAUUUACAGGCUUGGCUUAAAGUCGGAAAUUCUCAGAGAGCUACUGCUGCAACUGGUAUGAACGAGAAAAGUUCACGAUCUCACAGUAUCUUCAGUAUUAUAUUAACGCAAACACAUUCGGACAAUCAAUUGGAUUGCAAGUCACUUGACGCCAAUCGUCGCAGCAAGAUUAACUUGGUUGAUUUAGCUGGCAGCGAGAGGUUGAGUCAAACUUCUGCAACUGGUGAUAGAUUAAGGGAAGGCGUAUCUAUCAAUAAAUCUUUGCUCACCUUGGGGAAGGUAAUCGCAUCACUUACAGAGAACACGAACAAUCGUAAGCAGGGUUUUGUACCAUAUCGCGAGUCAGUAUUAACGUGGCUACUAAAGGAGAGCUUGGGAGGAAAUUCACGGACGGCGAUGCUCGGGACGAUAUCACCGGCCAACAUCCAUAUAGAAGAAACUUUGGCUACUCUUCGAUAUGCAUGCCAGGCUAGAGCAAUAGUCAAUCGAAUUCGUGUCAACGAGGAUCCGCAUGACCGGCUAAUACGCGAAUUGAAAGCUGAAGUUCUACGUUUACGUGGGGUACGUGAGGGCUAUGAAAAACAACUUGGAGUUAUACCUCGUCGACUGCUCGAUUGUAUCGAGCCGAUUCAUCAGUCUGACGACGAAGUUCAACGAAAGCAAAGAGAGAUUGAUAAACUGAAGAAUCAGUUGAAGAAAACGGAGGAACAGCUGGCCACUACUCAGAUGAGUUGGCGCGAAAAGUUUCAAAAAGCAGAGGAGAGAAAGAGCACCGAGCUGAAAUAUUUACGUCGUUGCGGAAUCGCUAUCGAGAUCGAUUUUCAUGAACGGGAUAAGCAGCCUUGUCUCGUAAACCUUGCAGCUGAUCCUAUGUUGUCGGGCACACUUUUGUAUGUUUUACCUCCAGGUCUGGUUAAUGUUGGUAGGAAUAGCGGAUCGGAAACUGUCCGCAGAAAAGUGGAUAUCAUGUUGGAUGGACCUCUUGUUAAAGAGUUACACUGUUCCAUCGAAAAUAACGAGGGAAAAUUAGUUUUGACGCCUGAAAUGGACGGUGAUACAUACGUCAAUGGUCAGAUAGUAACUGGAAAAGUUAUGCUUAAACAUGGAGAUCGCCUGGUCAUUGGUGGUAAUCAUUAUUUUAAAGUCCUAAAUCCAUACGAUGAACCGUGUAACAUCAAGCUUUCCGCACAGGCAAUCGACUACGAGUUUGCACAUCAGGAAAUUCUUCGAAUACAAGAAGAAAAAUUAAGAGCAGAACUGGAGGAAUCGAAACAAAAAGCAAUAAAAGAACUGGAGAACGCCAAGCGAGAGGUAGAAUUGCAACUUGGUUCGCAAAAAUCAACGUACGAACGCAAAAUCGAAGUCCUUGGCUCUACUUUAGAAGAACAGAAGCAUGCACUCGAGCAGAUUAAUCGUAGGAAAAAAGAAUUAGAAUUAGAAAAAGAACUACUCGUCACAGAAGUGGAGACGAAUAAUAAGAUCAAAAAGAUACAACUAGAACAGAGCCAUGCGAAAUUGUCACCAUACAAAUCGAAUUUUUUGCAAGAAUUAGAAAAAAUUUUGAACGAGAAAACAGCAGAUAUCGAAGUCGCGCUUAAGAUGAAGCUUAGUAAGGAAGCUAUGAACACUGGUGGAAUUAGUUUGCACGAGAUGCAGAUAUUCGUUAAAGAAGCGACUCAGCGUUGCAAAGAAUUCGGAUUCGAUUAUGAAUUCGAUCAACAACAAAUAAUAGUAAAAAAGAAACUGCAGCCAGUGGUGCGCGUUCGCGAUAGAACACGGAUGAUGGAAACAUUGUUGCAACCGAUGGACUUUCUCGAUUGGGUUCAUCAUUUGAGGAAUUGUGAUAUUGAAGAUUCAAUGAAGGAAUUACGAGAUCUUGAUGGUGAUUGGGAACCUUACGAUGAAACGGAAGUGUUUGAGGACUCUUUGAACAAUAGUCGAAUCUCGAUAAAUAUAGCACCUAUGAAGAAGGAAAUGAAUGAGAGUGUUCAUCAAUUUUCCAUGGAUGAAUCUAUGCUAGAAGCGACAUUGCACGAUCAAACAUCCAUCAUAACAUCACAUAAUCAACAAGAAGAUAUAAAUGUGUGUCUUACUCAAAUAGAAGUGGCAACAAAAACGUUGAACAAGUUGUGUCACCAGUACCAAACAUACAAUACUACACCGAUUGUCCAAUCAUUAACUAAAAUGCAGGAUGUUGUCGAGACGUUAAAGAACAUCUUUCAAAGUAAAGACCUCAAUGAGUGCGAAGAGAUGAGCACAAAUUCUAUAAGCAGCGCUAACGACACUGUUAUUGAGAUAUCUAAUAUACAAAAUAUCAUCCAAAAAGAAAAUCUUGAGUAUAAAGAAAAAAGUACAAAUUCAAUAGACAACGCCGAGUCUAGUGACAAAACAGAAGGCGAUGCUAAAAGUUAUUUAAAUCAAAAUACGCUGCCGACUAAAUCUAACGUGCAAAAUAAUGUUGCGUUAGAUGCAAAAGCCGCGAACGUUCCAAAGAAUGUGAGAUUUGACGAAACGAGAAAUCAGUAAACUUAGUAAAAGAAAAGGGACUUAAAACUUAGUUAUUAUUUUUGAACAUCGCUAUUCAAAAACAUUUCAUGAGGAAAAUGAUAUCGGAGUAAUAUGAUAGAUGACAUUUUAUAUCUUAGAUGUAAGCAGAAUCGUACCAAGCAUUUUA
Harpegnathos saltator (Jerdon's jumping ant) is the source of this 3965-nucleotide messenger RNA. RefSeq names its product kinesin family member nebbish (gene neb). The record is from RefSeq and is a predicted model, not a curated record. Gene Ontology annotation, molecular function: ATP binding; microtubule motor activity; microtubule binding. Gene Ontology annotation, biological process: microtubule-based movement. The coding region runs from base 86 to 3817 and encodes 1243 amino acids. NCBI's taxonomy places the organism in Eukaryota, Metazoa, Arthropoda, Insecta, Hymenoptera, Formicidae. The transcript has 12 exons.